Neodiprion fabricii is the source of this 2469-nucleotide messenger RNA. RefSeq names its product oxidoreductase OpS5-like. Lineage: Eukaryota; Metazoa; Arthropoda; Insecta; Hymenoptera; Diprionidae. Gene Ontology annotation, cellular component: plasma membrane. The transcript has 9 exons. Gene Ontology annotation, biological process: iron ion transport. Gene Ontology annotation, molecular function: oxidoreductase activity; copper ion binding. The coding region runs from base 83 to 2146 and encodes 687 amino acids. The record is from RefSeq and is a predicted model, not a curated record.
AAAGCACAUAACGCUGAGUAGGUCCGGUCUGUACGAGUAAAUUGUAAUAGCUGUUUUAAGCGAACCAGUCGGAACACUGAAAAUGCGUGUGACAGACAGGACUGUGCUUUUAAUCGCAGCGUUAACAAUCGCUGUGCCUGUCAUAGGCACAGUAAUCGAAUUACCGACGGAUUACAAUCGAUCUUCACCAUGGACUGAGCUGAUCGAACUAGGUGUCGCAAAUUACACUGAAACGGACUGUGCUCGGACCUGCGUUGCCGGGGAAUUACCGCGAGUGUGUCUUUUCACAUUCGUUAUGGAGUUCUACGCAGCAAUGGGGACAGCCUGCGGGAAUUGCUCCAAUGGUGUUCUGGAGGAUUGUUACCGGUCGCAGUGCAUCCCAGCCGAUGGAACCGAGCGAGAAGUGAUGUCCAUAAACCGCAAGAUCCCUGGACCAGCGAUUCACGUCUGUAAAAAUGACCUGAUCGUGGUCAACGUGAUGAACAGAAUGGCCGGCGCGGACGUCACCCUCCACUGGCACGGCUUCCGGCAGAAGCACAGUCAGUGGAUGGACGGGGUUCCUUACGUAACCCAAUGUCCCGUCGGAGGCACGAGUUUCAGAUACAUAUUCCCAGCGGAGGAUGACGGCACGUUUUUCUAUCACGGCCACGUAGGCACGCACAGGACUAACGGGCAUUACGGUGCGUUAGUUGUUCACGCACCGAAAUCCGAAGAGCCCUGGUCGGAAAAUCUUUACUCGUAUGAUUCCGUGAAUCACACAAUCGUGUCUUCCGAUUGGAUGCACGAAACUGCAGAGAUGUUCUUUCCCGGUCUGCCGAGCAGACAGCCCGGAAUCACACCUACCACUAUUUUAAUCAACGGAUUGGGAAGAUACUACGACGGUGAGGCAGACGUAGACCUCGUGAACGCUUCAAUUCCAUUGGCAACUUUUCAUGUCCAGAACAACUUCCGAUACAGGUUCCGCAUCAUCAACGCUAACAGUCACGUUUGCCCGUUCGUUACUCAGGUACAAAAUCACUCCUUAAUGUUGAUAGCCACCGACGGCAAGCCGAUUGAACCGGUCACAGUUGAUUCCCUCAUACACUAUCCUGGUGAACGAUACGACUUUGUGCUGAUACCACUUGUAAACGUUACGGAAAGAGAUGCGUUCUGGAUACACUUUCGCGCUCUAGGGUCGUGCGAAUCUAUUAAGCUGGAUCAGUACGGCGUUCUCUCGUAUGACACCACUGACGACGAGUUAGGAAUACUGCCAACGCGAAGUCGACCAACUGUAUCGAAUCCUCUGCCGAUGGGGAUAGUCGUUAAUCACCCAAACACGACAUGUGGCGCAAAUGCGAGUCACCUUUGCGUCACUGAUUUCAGAUCCGUCGGGUACGACGAUGCCGAUGAAGUUAGAAGAAUUUUGACGGCAAAGCCAGACGUCAAUUUGAUCAUCCCGUUUGGUUUUCAUUCUUUUGAUGUCGAUACGUUCCACGAAGAUGGAAGUUACCAUCCAUUCAUGAAUCGCGGAGGAGAGAAUAUUUUAUCGGCCUGGAUGAACAAUAUAUCUUUCACGUUUCCGAGCAGUCCAAUUCUAUCGUCGUACAAUUCUUACAAGUCUCAUGGCGGCUACUGUGACAAAGACAACUUGCCAGCCAAUUGUCUGGGGAACGAUGACAAUGCCACGUUCACUCCUUACUGUGAAUGUACCCAAGUUGUAGUUCUGCAACAAAAUGACAUCGUUCAGAUGACUCUUAUAGACAACGCCGGAAUCUCUAGUCUCAAUCAUCCGAUACAUUUGCACGGUUUUUCUUUCUACGUGAUGCAUAUACAUCAAAACUUGACGAGAGACCAAAUGUUCACUGUAAGUGAGGUGGAAGAAUUCCUCAGUACAUGGGAGUUCGAAGAAUCUGACGAAGCUUCGUCGACGAAUAUGACUGUGCCACCACUAAAAGACACCAUCAGCGUACCCAGCAAUGGAUUUGUCAUCGUGCGAUUUAAGGCUGACAAUCCUGGAUCUUGGUUGAUGCAUUGUCACUUUGAGUGGCACAUGUCCGUGGGCAUGAUGAUGGUCUUCAAAGUCGAGGGAACGGUUUCUUCACGGCCUCCAGGCUUUCCGGAAUGCGGCAAUUUUGAUCUGUUGGACGAAAGCACCGCAGCUGCGUAGGUCCAACCGAAUAAAUGCAUAAAUCGAAAGCCAAAAAUUCGAAGUUCAACUGCUCCCAAUCAUGGAAAGAUGACUGGUGUGUAAGCAAAAAAAAAGAGCACACGGACAGGUUCAUUUUGAAAUACUACACCACAUAACGAAAAUGUUACGAGAAAAUGGGAGUCGACGACCGCUCGGUGCUGGAUGAAACAACACGGAAUUUCUCAUACACAAUCGUUAUACAUAUUUAUGAAAGCAAGAUCACCAAAAACCGAAAUAAGGACAAAACUUAUAUUAAUAUGUAUUGUCCGAGGAAUUAGCAAUAAAAACGGCGGCAUAAUAAA